This is a messenger RNA of Scatophagus argus, 4234 nucleotides long. RefSeq names its product activin receptor type-1C. Gene Ontology annotation, cellular component: activin receptor complex; plasma membrane. NCBI's taxonomy places the organism in Eukaryota, Metazoa, Chordata, Actinopteri, Scatophagidae. Gene Ontology annotation, molecular function: ATP binding; activin receptor activity, type I. Bases 89 to 1828 code for a protein of 579 amino acids. The record is from RefSeq and is a predicted model, not a curated record. The transcript is spliced from 9 exons. Gene Ontology annotation, biological process: cellular response to growth factor stimulus; activin receptor signaling pathway; nervous system development.
AAAUAAGUGACACCUCCGCCAACUGAAGACAUUUCCAUAUUCAAUAGGGAGACAGGAGGUGGUGUUUAACCGGACCUGCAGGACUUAAAUGGAUGCGCAACACACUUCCUCUGUGACUCUCAUUCACAUGUCUUUAUCGGAGGGCUGCAGCGAUAAUCCGCUUAAAUCCCAGUCAACAGAGGCGGAGCAAAAGCUCUCAGUGCGUUUUCCAGUUUCCUCCCCGCAUUCACUGCGAGGCGUCUGUGCGCGGUGCGUGGCCGUUUACCGCGAUGUGUCAUGUUGCGUUUUGUGUAGAGUAGCUGUGCGAAUCGGUGCGUCGGAGAGGGGAGCAGAUGCCGCUCUUGCCAUGACUUGUCCCAGGAUGCAGAGCUUUCAAGCGGCGUUGAUCUUUCUGUCUGUCGCCCAGCUGACUGCAGGUCUGAAGUGUGUGUGCCAGCUGUGCGCCAACCACACCUGUGAGACGACUGCAGACGGCGCCUGCUGGAACUCUGUGAUGCUGAUUGAUGGGAAGGAGGAGACGGUCAAGUCCUGCCUGUCGCCCUCUGAAAUGAAGGGCCAGGUCUUCUGCUACAGCUCCCGCAAUGUCUCCAAGAGGAACUGCUGCUUCACUGAUUUCUGUAACAAUGAGACUCUGCACCUACGUCCCGAGAGGCCUUUGGGAGAACCCGGUUGGAGCAGGCUGCACCUUGUCGUGCUGAUCCUGGUGCCCUCCUGCCUGUUGUGUGUGGGGAUCCUGCUGGGUGUGUUUGUUGUGCAGGGCCACCGCUGUGCCUGCAGCAGAGCCCACAAACAGGACCCAGAAGAGCCUCUGGAUGACCAGAUGCUAAUGUCACCUGACAAAUGUCUCAAAGAUCUGAUCUAUGACAUGAGCACCUCGGGUUCUGGAUCUGGUUUGCCACUGCUGGUCCAGCGGACCAUAGCUCGGACCAUUGUCCUGCAGGAGACCAUUGGGAAGGGUCGAUUUGGGGAGGUGUGGCGGGGAAAGUGGCGAGGGGAGGAUGUGGCGGUGAAGAUCUUCUCCUCCAGAGACGAGAGGUCGUGGUUUCGUGAAGCAGAGAUUUAUCAGACAAUCAUGCUCAGACACGAGAAUAUCUUGGGCUUCAUUGCUGCCGACAACAAAGACAAUGGCUCAUGGACCCAGCUCUGGUUGGUGUCAGAGUAUCAUGAGCAUGGCUCCCUGUAUGACUACCUGAACAGGUACACAGUCUCUGUGGAAGGCAUGAUCAUCCUUGCUUUGUCCAUAGCCAGUGGCCUGGCACAUCUUCACAUGGAAAUCAUUGGCACGCAGGGGAAACCUGCCAUUGCUCACAGAGACCUAAAGUCAAAAAAUGUGCUGGUUAAGAAGAAUGGCACAGCAGUCAUCGCAGAUUUGGGUUUGGCUGUGAAACACGACUCCAGCACCAACACCAUCGACAUACCAUCCAACCACAGAGUGGGAACAAAGAGGUACAUGGCCCCGGAAAUCUUGGAUGAGACGAUCAAUAUGCACAGCUUUGAGUCAUUCAAGAGGGCGGAUAUCUACUCGCUUGGUCUGGUUUUCUGGGAACUGGCCCGACGAUGCUCCGUUAGGGGGCUUCAGGAAGAUUUCCAGCUGCCUUACUAUGACCUGGUGCCUUCGGAUCCGACCAUCGAUGACAUGAGGAAGGUGGUGUGCGAGCAGAAACUCAGGCCCAACGUUCCCAACCAGUGGCAGAGCUGUGAGGCUCUGCGUGUGAUGGGUAAACUGAUGAGGGAGUGCUGGUACGCCAACCCUUCCGCUCGACUCACUGCUCUGCGGGUCAAGAAAACUGUGUCUCAGCUGUCCGUCAACAAGGACGCCAAAGAUUAGACUUAUCUGUUGGAGCUGCAGAUCAGCACCGGUGCAGGCACUGGUGCAACACGACGGACUGAAGGUUGUUGGAUGAAAACAGGGAGAAUCUGCACUCUUUAACUGCCUGAGGGUGCCCUCUUCAGGACAGAAGCACACUGUUCACCCCCAGAGGGCAGAUUUAGGAUGUUUUUGGUGCCAAAGUAUUGCAGGCGAGUGUCUGUUGCUGCUUAGCCCACAGACACCACAUAAGACAAUGUGAAACAAACAGCUGAAGGAAGAGCCAUAUGAAGUAAGAGAAUAAAGAGUAUUUUGCUACCUCAACACAUUGAAGUGCCCAAAGCUUAAAGUUGCACAUUGUGAAGUUUUCGUGCCAUAUCUUGUAGCAAACACAGUAUUGCUGGUAGGUUGUGUGCUAACUGACAAUCACAAAGGAAACUGGCCCCUGGAGAGCAGCUGAUAAUACCCUAACUGGUACUGAGUUGUUAAAAAUGACGCUUUGAUGCUCUAAAGUUUUUGAUGUGCUUGUGCAGAGUCGCUACAGUUCGGUUGUAGCUAAACGGUUUGCUUUAAGCUCUGAGGAAAGGUUCCUAUACACUUAACAGGAAGACAACUGCGUGUGUUUCCAAGUGGAAGACGCCCUUUAGCUGAAUGUAUCCAAGUGGGGUUUGAUAUGUUCUAACCACUGUGAGUCGGUCCAUCGGUCGCUCCUUCUGUUGAGUACUGAAUGGAUUUGGCGCCCUCCAAAGGAUGUAUUGUAAUAAUAUUGAUGUUUCGAUGACUGUAAGUCAAUCCAGCUUAAGCUAAUAUGAGUGAAGCCUUUGGCUGCCUAAAGUCAUCACAGUAAACUCUGGCCAAACUUUAAAUAUUUAGUCAGACUAGUGGUAAGACUUAGAAAGUUUUCACUCUGUAUUUUUACAGCCUCCUGGGAUUAUUAAAGUGGUUACAGCCUUUUUUUUCUCUUCUUUACUUUAAGAGAAGCUAUAAAUUCCUGUAAGAAAGUUUGCACAUUUAAAGUGUUCAGUUGUUGAAUAGAGCUGCUGUCUGGCAGCUGAGUGCUAGCUUGUUGACAAAAAGCUCAUUCAUGAAUGUGAAAGGUUUGGCUGAUGUUUUGUCUCGAAUGUUUAUUCGCACUGAAAUUCAAUCUUAGCUGCCCUAAUGCACAAGUCAAGACUUUAUAAUAAUUUAAUUUUAACAGGGAAAUCUAAAAACUACAUAUAGUACAUCUCCAUUUUUACAAGCCUGGUACUGGUUUACAGCAGGUUUUCUGUUAUACCAGAUAAUAAUUAGUAAACAUGGGCAGAUCUUGAUAAAGCAAGAGGAAAAAAAAUGUGUUCAGAUGUUGAAGAUAUUUCACAUGGUUUGUGUGAUGGGUACACACUGGAUCACUUGUGCAGCUGCAUGCUGAGGCCUGUAAAGCCUUGUCAUAGCAGGUUAAGGGGAAAGUGCCCACGGGCAAAUCUGUACACCCUGUGUGCUUAUGUAUGUGUGCAGGAGUCCCUGUGUGUGCAUGCGACUGUGUGUGUGUGUGUGUGUUUCAUAUCAUGCGAAGAGACCUUGUAUUUUAAAGACGUGAAUCUGAGUAAUGAUUGUGGCGUGUGUGAAACCAAUGCUGGGGAGAAAAGCUUUCCCAUCCAGCAGAGCUUUUAAUUCACGUUUAGCUCCGCAUACACAGUUAUGCUCAUGUUUGUAGCUGCUAAGGCGAGUUGCACACUUUCAUGUAGCUGCUCGGCCCAAGUGUUGACACAUAGGAAUAUUCUGCUGUUGUGAUUACUGGAUGACAUGUAGCAUCAGCUGUGUUGCCUCUUGAAAAUAAGCUAUGUACAGCAGUCUGUUGCUCUCUUGGCAAAUACAAGUUCAUUUCCUGUCUGUCUUUCAUUUUAUUCUUUCUGUGAAAUUGUUAGUUGACUUUAAUCAUGGAAUCAUGUGACUCUGUGAUGCAGAUUGCAGACAGGAUAUACCGAGUCUGUGGUAUUCAGUCGUAUACCAUUGAAAAUAAUCAUGAAGUAAAUUUUUUGGGGGGGUUUUCUAUCUGAUGUUCUCUGCUGAGCCAAGCUUAUAUUUUGUCUGUUCUGUCACAUCUGCUUCUUCAAGAACCGGGUGACACCGAGAAGAACUGAGAACUAAGCAUAUAAUGACUUAUCAGUCAUUCCAAAGAGGAAUGAUCACCGUGUGCAAUUUCUGACUGGUGUCUUUUUUACAUAGAUAUUUUGUGUAAAAUUACUAAACAAAGGUGACACCACUUUCACAAAAUUAUUUUUUUUUUAACCCAUCCGGUUAUUUGGAUUCACUGUUUUGAACUUCUGUGAAACUGUUUUGUGUUGUUGGUCAGGUUUUCUUGCCACUGUAUUGUAUCUUAUCUCUUGCACUAUUUAUUCUGUAUAGAAAUAUGUGAUAUGAGUGGGUCAAUAAACAGCUUUUCAUGGA